Molecule: messenger RNA, 1571 nt
Organism: Xiphias gladius (swordfish)
Lineage: Eukaryota; Metazoa; Chordata; Actinopteri; Istiophoriformes; Xiphiidae
Gene: spc24
Product: SPC24 component of NDC80 kinetochore complex
Exons: 6
Coding region: 517-1116 (199 amino acids)
Source: RefSeq, a predicted model, not a curated record
UCCCACAAACAUUGUUCUUUCUAGUUAGAUAUAGAGUGGAUAAUAUUAUUGUAACUAGUAGUGUGCGGCAGGGACAUUUCGAUCAUACUUUAGCUAGCCACGUAACUAACGUUUCGACUGCACAGUUAAUGUUGUAAACAAGUUAAACAAAACACCGAGGUUUUCAUGCAUUUUAGCAAACGUGUUACUUUUCCGUGUUAAGACUUAGGCGAGAUUUAAAUACUCAUUAUGUAGACUGGCUCAUUUUUAGAAUAAUAUAUAUGAUAUAUAGUAUAAUACAGUAUCAAGAAGUCAACACUUUAAACUACUUUUAAAAUUAGUGCAUUUUAUACUCGAGUACGGUAAAUAACAAUGUGCUGUUUAUGCACUUCCGAAAAUCCCGAAAAUGUUGCAGGACCUUAACUUGUUAUGGAGUAUUAUUACUCUGUAUGGUACUGCCACUUUUUAAUGGAGUAACUCAUCUGAAUAUCUCUUCCACUACUGGGCAAGGAGGCACACUCUGCCAGUGCCACCACAAUGGCUCAGGGUCAUAAAUUUCAAGACUUGGAGGAGAUGGGGGAGGAAAUAUUGGCCUUCAUCAACAGCAGUAAAACAGAGAAACUGAGACUAAUUAAAGAUGAUCAUCAGGCCCUUUUUGACCUUCACAUAGAAACGAAAAAGAUUGUGACACAGAUUUUAAAAGAUGAGGCUCAGAUUGAGGAGAGUGUGGGCCAGAGGCUGCUGGACAUGGAAGAGGAGAAAAAGCAAAGGGAGAGGGAGCUGGAGAGCCUGGAGGAGCAGCUGAGGCAGUGCAUAGCAAAGAGCCAAAUCACUGACUCAGAAUUACAUUUCCUGAAGGGAGAGUUAGAGAGUCUAAGAAACACUGAACACGAGCUUGAGACUCUUCAGAGCGAGGUGGAUGAAGACACCACAGAGGUUAUCCCUUCAGCAGUGUAUGUGGCUCAGGUGUACUACAUAAUAACCAAGAUCAAGUGGGAGUAUGAUACACCACCCAACAUCUUAAAAGGAGUGCACUAUGGUGCAGACCUGGCAACUCCCAUCAACAUUGACACCUCAAUGCGAUCUCGGAGUGACAUAAGCGACCAGCUGUGGGGCUUUGUCAGCACUGACUGGUAGAUGAAGGAUGGUGGUGUAGUCAGAAAUGUUGUGUACAUUAUAUAUUUGUUUGUCUGUUUGUUUUUUUUUCUUAUGUUCUAUAUAACAGUUGCAUUGUUUCAAAAAUUAAACAUUCCAGACCACUGGUUAAGUAGUUAUUCUCUAAUGUAUUUCAGCAUCAUGGAUUCAUCAGAGCAUUUUGUAGUGUCAAACAAGUGGCACGUUGGUCACUAGAUGUCCCUCCAGAGCUAUUUAGUGCUGAAGCAUGUUGUAAAUGGCUUCAUGGUUUCCUUUGAACAACACUUGAGACAUUGCAGAUAAACUGACUCCCCUAUCCAUCUUUUUCUUGUAUCAGCUUCAUACUUGUGUCAGUUGAUGCCAAGACAGCCAUCUCCAUGACAACUGAACAAAGUGUUUGCUGAAGAAGGCAAUGAGAUGCUUUUGAAAGCUAUCAUAAGCUAAAGUGUUCUUCCAUU